GGCGUCACAGCAUCAUCUCGUGCCCGCUCGUGGUCAAGGGAAUCAGGAUCUAACCCGGCCACCGUACUCGCUUUUUUUCUAGUGGGAGGGGCCAGGGGAGGGGUGACCCUGCCCGAGCCGCGGCUGCCAGCGACAUGUUCAAGGUAAUUCAGAGAUCUGUGGGGCCAGCCAGCCUGAGCCUGCUCACCUUCAGAGUUUAUGCAGCACCCAAAAAGGACUCGCCUCACAAAAGUUACAUGAAGAUCGAUGAGCUCUCACUCUACUCAGUUCCUGAGGGUCAAUCUAAAUAUGUGGAGGAGCCAAGGACUCAACUUGAAGAAAACAUCUCAGAACUCCGACAUCGUUGUGAGCCAUAUACAAAUUUGUGUCAGGGAAGAAAAAGCAUACAAGCUCUAUCAAUGACACAAACACUUUCUACACACGCCUUACCACUGAGCUGCACCCCAGCCCGUUUGUUCUGUAAGAAAAGUAUUUUCGUCAGCUGGUUGUGGUGGCAUAUUCCUGUGACCCCAGCGCUAAAGAUCUUGAAGCACAAGGGUUCCUGCACAGUUGAAGCCUGCCUGGACUACAUGCUGUCUGAGAAAGAAAAAGGGAUCUGAACUCUUGGCUUCAGGACUCUACCACGAGCAUCCUUUUUUUUCUUUAAUUUAUUCUUCUCUCAUAUAUUACAUUCUGACUGAGUCCUCAUCCCCCCCACCCCCAGCCCAUCCAUAUCUCCUCUGUUUUUCUUCAGAAAAGGCCAGGCCUCCUACCUCCCAGAGAUAUCACCCAAGCAUGGCAUAACAAGUUACAAUAAGAUUAGGCACUUCCCCUCAUAUCAAGGGUGGAUAAGGAGAAAAGGGUCCCAAAGGCAGGAAAAGAGUCAGAGAUAGCCUCCUCUCCCACUGUUAGGAGUCCCACAAGAACACUAAGCUACGCAGCUGUAACAUAUAUGCAGAGGGCCUAGGUCAGUCCUGUACAGGCUCCUUGAUUGACAGUUCAGUUUCUGUGAACCCCUAUGAUCCCAGUUUAGUUGAUUCUGUGGGUUUUCUUGUGGUGUCCUUGACCCCACUGGCUCCUUCAAUCCUUCCUUCUCUUCUUUCCCCAACCUUCACCUAAUGUUUGGCUGUGGGUCUCUCCAUCUCUUCCCAUCAGUUGCUAGAGGAAGCCUCUCAGAAGACAGUUAUGCUAGGCUCCAAUUUAUCUGUAUAUCAGAAUAUCAUUAGAAAUCAUUUCAUUGACUUUUUUUUAAUGCCAGUGUUUGGUUCUAUCCUAGCCUUCUGAUUCCUGGUUCUCCCUCCAGGCAGUGUCAGGAAUGGGCUCCUUCUUGUGGCAUGGGUCUGAAGCUAGACCAGGCAUUGGUUGGCCACUCCCACAAUUUCUAUCCCACCUUUACUCUAGCACUUCUUAUAGGCUGGACAAAUCGUAGGUUGAAGGUUUUGUGGCUAGGUUGGUGUUAGGUCAGGCUCCAUAUCGCCUAUUGAUAGGAGUUCUAGCUAGGGUCAUCCUCAUGGUUUCCUGGGAGUUCACUGGAUUAGGUUUGUACCUCAUCCCAGAAAUGCUCCCCCAAUUCCACUUACCUCUCCUAUCCCUCUCUUCCUAUCCCCCUGCUAUUCCUGUCCCCAGCCACCUUGAGCCCACUCGUAAAAACUAUUCUAUUUUCUCUUCCUAUGGAGAUUCAUGUGUCUCCCCUUGAGCCCUCUUUUUACUUAGCCUCUCUGGGUCUGUGGAUGAUAGUGUGAUUAUUCUUUACUUACAGCUACUAUCCACUUGUAAGUGACUACAAAUCAUAUUUGUCUUUCUGGGUCUGGGUCACCUCACUCACGAAGAUUCUUUUUCUAAUUCCAUCUGUUUACCUGCAAAUUUCAUGAAAUUUUUUUCCAACGGCUGAGUAAUAAUACUCCAUUGUUUAAAUGUACAUUUUCUUUAUCUGAUCUUUGGCUGAGGGACAUCCAGGUUGUUUCCAGUUUCUGGCUAUUAGGAGUAAAGUUGCAAUGAACAUAGUUGAGCAAAUGUCCUUUGUGGUAGGAUGGAGUGUUCUUUGAAGUUAUGCUAGAAGUGGUAUGAGAUAGAUCGAUUCCCAAUUUUCUGAGAAACCACCUUGUUGAUUUUCAAAGUGAUUAUACAAGUUUUCAUUCUCACCAGCAAUGGAAGAAUGUUCCCUUGCUCUACAUCCUCACUGUCACGUGCUGUUGCUUGACUUUUUGAUCUUAGCCAUUCUGAUUGGUCUCAGGGUUGUUUUGACUUGCAUUUCCCUCAUGACUAAGGUUGUAGAACAUUUCUUUAAGUCCUUCUUGGCUAUUUGAGAUUUCCUCAGUUGAGAAUUCUCUGUUUAGGUCUGUAACCCAUAUUUUAAUUGGAUACUUUGGGUUUUUUUAUGUCUAGUUUCCUGAGUUCUUUAUAUAUUUUGGAUAUUAGCCCUCUAUCAGAUGUGGAGUUGGUGAAAAUCUUUUCCCAUUCUGUAACAGGCUGCUGAUUUGUCCUAGCGACAGUGAUCCUUUGUCUUCCUAAAGCUUUUGAGUUUCAUAAAGUCUAAUUUAUUAAUUAUUGAUCCUAGUGCCUGCACUAUUGGUGUUCUGUUCAGGAAGUUAUUUCUUGUACCAAUGUAUUCAAGGCUAUUCUUCAUGUUCUCUUCUAUGAGAUUUAGUGUAUCCAGUUUUAUGUUGAGGUCUUUGAUCCACUUGGAUUUGAGUUUUAUGAAGAUAAAUAGAGAUCUAUUCUACAUACUGGCAUCCAGUUAGAUCAGUACCAUCUGUUGAAGAUGCUUUCUUUUUCCAUUGUAUACUUUUGGCUUCUUUAUAAAAAUGAGGUGUCCAUGGGUUUGUGGAUUUACAUGUUGCUCCUCAGUUUGAUUGCAUUGAUCAGUCUGUCUGGUUUUAUGCUAAUACCAUGUAGUUUUGAUUACUAUGGGUUGGUAGUAGAGCUUGAAAUCAGGGAUGGUGAUACUCCAGAAGUGUUUUAUUGUACAGUUUAUUGUAUUAUUUUAGUUAUUCUGGGGUUUUUGUUUUUCCAUAUAAAGUUGAGUAUUGUUCUUUCAAAAUCUGUAAAGAAUUGUGUCAGAAUUUUGAUGGAGAUUGCAUUGAAUCUGUAGAUUGCUUUUGAUAAGAUAGCCAUUUUACUAUGUUAAUCCUACCAAUCUGUGGGAGAUCUUUCCACCUUCUCAAACCUUUUCCAGUUCCUUUCUUCAAAGAUCUUAAGUUCUUGUCAUACAGGACUUUUACUUGCUUGGUUGAGUUACACCAAAAUAUCUGUAUUAUUUUUGGCUAUUGUGAAGGAUGUUGUUUCCCUGAUUUCUUUCUCAGCCCAUUUAUUGUUUGUAUAUAGGAAGGCUACUGAUUUUCUUUUUGAGUUAAUUUCUAUAUCUAGCCACUUUGCUGAAAGUGUUCAUCAUUGAUAUUGAGAAAUAUUAAUGAACAAAGAUUGUUAGUUCCUUGGUUAUUGAUGGUGGUUGGAGGGGUUGGAGGGAAGGAGACAGAGAGAGAGAGAGAGAGAGAGAGAGAGAGAGAGAGAGAGAGAGAGAGACAGAGACAGAGAGAGACAGAGAGAGAGACAGAGAGAGACAGAGACAGAGAGACAGAGACAGAGAGACAGAGAGAGACAGAGAGAGAGACAGAGAGAGAGACAGAGAGAGAGACAGAGAGAGAGAGAGAGAGAGACAGAGAGACAGAGAGA
Molecule: messenger RNA, 3651 nt
Organism: Rattus norvegicus (Norway rat)
Lineage: Eukaryota; Metazoa; Chordata; Mammalia; Rodentia; Muridae
Source: RefSeq, a predicted model, not a curated record